Molecule: messenger RNA, 684 nt
Organism: Akanthomyces muscarius
Lineage: Eukaryota; Fungi; Ascomycota; Sordariomycetes; Hypocreales; Cordycipitaceae
Exons: 3
Coding region: 1-684 (227 amino acids)
Cellular component (GO): nucleus; cytoplasm
Source: RefSeq, a predicted model, not a curated record
AUGGACAAGAUACCACUCAACUACGAAGCCUCCGAGGGCGACACCAACAAGCAAGUCACCAGCACACUGCCCCAAGAGGUCGUGCAGUGUCUGGAGAAUGCCCGGUUUCUUCAUCUUGCGACAUGCACCGACAAUGUGCCACAAGUAUCCCUGAUGAACUACACAUAUCUCCCGUCGUCGCCGCACUCGUCGGCUCCAGUCAUCGUCAUGACCACGAACCCCUCCUCUCGCAAAACGACCAACAUUGUCGCCAAUCCCAAUGUCUCCCUGCUCGUACACGACUGGGUCUCCCACCGCCCGCACGGCCGACGCCCAUCCGGCGGCUCCCCGGAGCCUGCGCCGCCGUCCAGCCUCGCCACCCUGCUCCUCAACCUCAACAGCUCCGCCAUGUCCAGCAUCAGCGCCACCAUAGGAGGUGCCGCGCGUCUGGCCCCCACGGGCUCCGACGAGGAGAAGUUUUACGUCGCGCAGCACCUGGAGAACAACACGUUUGAGGACCCCAACGGCAGCGCCCUCUUCACGCCCGCCGCCACCCACGGUGAGGCCGAUACGAGCCGCUUCGUCGCGGGCGAGGACGUGCGCGUCAUCGUUGUCGACAUCAAGACGGUGCGCAUCAGUGACUUCAAGGGCAACGUGCGCGACUGGGCGCUGGUCCCGACGCAGGCCGUCAACGGAGUCGUUUAG